Sesamum indicum (sesame) is the source of this 995-nucleotide messenger RNA. Its product is annotated as non-classical arabinogalactan protein 30. The record is from RefSeq and is a predicted model, not a curated record. Gene Ontology annotation, cellular component: cell periphery. NCBI's taxonomy places the organism in Eukaryota, Viridiplantae, Streptophyta, Magnoliopsida, Lamiales, Pedaliaceae.
CAGAAUAUUGAAUUAGCUAUGAAGGUGGUUGUCACGUUGGCAAUAAUUAGGAAACCAAGUUAUCAGAAUACAAUUUUAGUCGUCCCCACGUCGAGUCUCAUGUAUUCAGAUUCAAACGCCAGACACCAAUUAUAUAUAGUAUCAAGUAUGAUUACACACUUCAGCAUUUCACAAGACAAUCUUCUAAGUGCUUCUCCCUCACAGCUUCUGAAGAAGAUGGCAAGCGGCCAACUCAUUGCUGUCAUUUCUUUCCUAUCCCUCUUGCUGGCCAUCCACCCAACAACCGCCCAUGAACCAGUUCCACAGCCACCAAAAGUGGCGGAGAAGGCUGUUGAUGUGGUGGUGGAAGGAACCGUCUACUGCCAAAGCUGCAAGCACUAUGGAACAUGGACUGUGGAGGGAUCCAAGCCUAUUCAAGCUGCCACCAUUAGUGUUAUCUGCAAAGAUCACAGAAAUCGAGUCAGCUACUACAAGGCAUGUGAAACAGACAAAAAUGGUUACUUCUAUGCAGAGCUUAAAGGCUUCAAGAUGGGCCAUUCUUUCUUGGACCAUCCUCUACAUUCAUGCAAAGUAAAAUUGGUGUCUUCACCUCUCCAAACGUGUAACCACCUCACAAAUGUGAACUAUGGACUCUAUGGGGCUCCACUUCAUUAUGAAGACAAGAGAAUUUUUGGAAAUAACUAUGAGGCUGUGAUAUAUGCUGCAGGUCCAUUGGCUUUUCGGCCAGGUCAUUGUGCUCCUAAGGCAGAAGUCGAUGAUGAGCUCCCUUAACCUUGAGAACUGAUUAUGCUCUAUUUCAAUUUUUUAUUGUUGAGCCUAUUCACUUUUCCAAAGCUGAGCUUCAGUCUGUAAGCUGCAAUAUACUUUCAAGUUCCGUACAAUGCUACUCAAUUUUUUCAUCAGUUAGGUACACCUGCAUAAUGCUUUGAAGCUAUAGACGAGUAUUAAAAUCUCACAAUCAAAAUGUAACUAAAGGUAUAAAUCAAACAGAAAGU